Pichia membranifaciens NRRL Y-2026 is the source of this 882-nucleotide messenger RNA. RefSeq lists its product as hypothetical. The record is from RefSeq and is a predicted model, not a curated record. NCBI's taxonomy places the organism in Eukaryota, Fungi, Ascomycota, Pichiomycetes, Pichiales, Pichiaceae. Bases 1 to 882 code for a protein of 293 amino acids. The transcript has a single exon. Gene Ontology annotation, cellular component: mitochondrion; cytoplasm.
AUGAGCGUGAGAGCAUUGGAGAGCCGCGUGCUGCAGACCGUGACCAGGGCGAUGGACAAGCUCUACCCGUUGAAGAACGCCGAGAACUCGUGGGACAACACGGGGCUGUUGGUGGACUCGUCGGUGCCCGACGCCGGCGACGCCGCCGCCGCCGCCGCCCCGAGGAUCCUGCUCACCGUCGACCUGACCGAGGCCGUUGCCGACGAGGCCAUCCGCCAGCGCUGCAACGUCAUCAUCGCGUACCACCCGUUCCUCUUCCGCAAGUUCAACCGCAUCACCCCCGCCGACAACACCCAGCACCGCUCGCUCGUCAAGCUCAUCCGCAACAACGUCAGCGUCUACUCGCCCCACACCGCCGUCGACGCCGCCGUCGGCGGCGUCAACGACUGGCUUGCCGACGGCGUGUGUGCCGGCAGCGUCGAGACCGCCCGCCGCGUCAUCGUCCCCGACAAGACCGCCGUCCCCGGCGUCGGCAUGGGCCGCAUCGUCCAGCUCGACCGCCCCAUCCCGCUCUCCGACGCCGUCGCCCGCAUCAAGACCGCUCUCCACCUCCGCCACGUCCAGGUCGCCGCCCGGGCCGGCGUCGACGCCGUCUCCGUCCGCACCAUCGCCAUCUGCGCCGGCAGCGGCGCAGGCGUCUUCCAGAACCUCGACCCCGCCGACCACGCCGCCGUCGACCUCUUCUACACAGGCGAGCUCUCCCACCACGAGCUCCUAGCCCUCUCCGAGCACGACAAGAGCGUCGUUCUCUGCGGCCACUGCAACACCGAACGCCCCUUCCUCCACACCCUGCGCACCCGUCUCGCAGCAGAGCUCGCGCCCGUUGCCGGUGCACACGUCGUCGUCUCUCUCUGCGAUGCUUCUCCCUUCGUCACCCUCUGA